Messenger RNA from Fusarium verticillioides 7600, 369 nucleotides. RefSeq lists its product as hypothetical. The transcript has a single exon. Bases 1 to 369 code for a protein of 122 amino acids. The record is from RefSeq and is a predicted model, not a curated record. Lineage: Eukaryota; Fungi; Ascomycota; Sordariomycetes; Hypocreales; Nectriaceae.
AUGAGCUUCCCAGAACUCGCAAUCUAUGCCCUUGGCCUUGCUUGCAUUGCUAGAAACAUAAUGGCCUUCACCAACCCGCAGGCUGAGUAUGCACUCAAUGGACUAAGGCAUACCACCACUUCGAAGGAUGAUCCAAGCUCAGAGCCUAUCUACAUGUUGGGCACUUGGGAGGCGUCAGUUGGUAGCCUCUUGUUGGUACAUCAGAUGAACGGAAACAGCAAUGGCGUCAUCACGCUCCUGGGGUUGAUGGGCUUGUACAAAGCUGGCGUUGCGAUACUACUUUGCAAGGUUGGAAGCGCCGCAAGUAAGGUUGCAGGGAAUCUGGCUACGGCUGUUUUCCUUUUCAUCUGGGCUGUUCUGAAAAGCUGA